This is a messenger RNA of Leptopilina heterotoma, 1245 nucleotides long. RefSeq lists its product as uncharacterized. The record is from RefSeq and is a predicted model, not a curated record. The coding region runs from base 594 to 1130 and encodes 178 amino acids. Lineage: Eukaryota; Metazoa; Arthropoda; Insecta; Hymenoptera; Figitidae. The transcript is spliced from 3 exons.
AAAGGGAUGAAGAGAAUUUUAGAUGAGAGCUUUUGGAUAUUAUUUAUACUUUUCGAAAAAUAUUUUGAACUCAUGUACAAUUGUGGAGAAAAAUAUACUCUUCGCAUGUGAAAAUGUUAUUGGAGAGGCGGACUAGAUAAGAGAAGGAAUCGUAUACCCCUUGGCCUCGAUAAGACCUCCUUCCUAACUGCAUUCCACUGUCGGGACAUUACUGCUGAAGAAAGUCGAUGGCACUCACAUGCCUUAGGCAAAGCUUUCAAUGCAACUGAUUUUCCUUGCGGUAUACACGGAGAGAACUUUAAACCGUGAAAAACAGUGUCAUCAUGAAAGUAAAAGAUGAACUCACAUUAAAUAUUCGAGCAAAAGUGGGAAACUGAAUUACCGAUGACAGUCACUGCUUUCGCUAGUGGCGCCACUGGUUUUCUAAGUUUUCCCACCAAAAUUGAGGGUGUCACCUUUUAAAGUUAAAUAAUCCAUGACGAUCACAUAGUUUUUCCAUGAGAUCAUCGAUUUUUCCCGUGACAGUCAUCCGAGAGCGGUUCGUGAGAAGUUGUGUGUAUAGUUUGAAGUGUAUAAAAUAAAGAGGAAAUAUUAUGGAUGAUUAUGUCUCAAAAGUGCUUAGUGAUUGGAAUCUCUCAUUAUUACAAAAUUUAUUCAGAUUUCACAAGAUAGAUAAGACGAGAUUUUUUUGCUUAACUGAGGACGAGAUUUCAGAAAUUAUUCCUAAAGAAUUAGGAAAUGAAAUAAUUUCUGAUUUCAAGUUAAAAUAUAAAUUGAAUUUAGUUUCCAAUUUAAAUGACAAUGUUGAUAUUGUAAAUAAUACAGAAGAAGAAAACAUCGACGUAUUAAAUUUGACUGUGACAAAUGAUGAGGCUUUUGACAUUGACAAUAUCAACAUUGAAAAUCUCAGUUGCGAUGAAAAUAUUGAAAAACUGCAAAAUAUUGAAAAUUUCUAUUCAUCAAUUGAAAGAAAUAUGCCACUUUUUCAAUUAUUGUGCAGUACUUUAGUUGGGAGAUUUAUUCUUUAUGAGUACUCGAAAACUAAAACUUUUUCAAGAAAAGAUUUAUGCAGAAUUGUCAUAGAAAAUGCAAUAAAUAAAACUAUAGGGACUUUAAUGCCAUUUUCGUAAGCAUUAAUUUAUAAAUAAUUUCUGUAUUUCGUUUAUCAACAUUUCUUUAUUUAUUAUAAUAAUGUUUUUUUUCAUGUUCGCAAAAUUUGCUUUGCGAACAUAACCAGGGUGGUCA